This is a messenger RNA of Siniperca chuatsi (mandarin fish), 3562 nucleotides long. It is a transcript of the gene selenoo1, whose product is annotated as selenoprotein O1. The transcript is spliced from 9 exons. The record is from RefSeq and is a predicted model, not a curated record. NCBI's taxonomy places the organism in Eukaryota, Metazoa, Chordata, Actinopteri, Centrarchiformes, Sinipercidae.
UCCGGUCGGACAAAUAAUAGUGUAACACAGUCUAUUGCAAACAUCCGCUGUAACUUGCAGGAUUAUGAAAGCAUGAUUAGUGACCAAAUUAUAACUGCGCCAGCGAAUACAAGCGAACAGAUGGCCUUGUUUGCAUGGCUUAUUUAGGACCUCGGCUGAGACCGUCACGCAUCUUUCUCCCUGGUGUUACCGUGUUCAGACUCCUCGGUACGCUCCGGAUGGACGAUAUGGGUCUGGCGAUGAGUCGUUCUCCGUUGGAGCGGCUCGACUUCGACAACGUCGCCCUCAAGAAACUUCCACUGGACACGUCCGAGGAGCCGGGGGUGCGGCAGGUGAAAGGAGCGUGUUUCUCCCGGGUGAAGCCGCAGCCGCUGACCAAGCCUCGGUUCGUGGCUGUGUCACACGAAGCUCUGGCGCUGCUGGGGCUCAACGGAGAGGAGGUCAUGGACGAUCCACUCGGGCCAGAGUAUCUCAGCGGAUCCAAAGUUAUGCCUGGAUCCGAGCCCGCUGCUCACUGCUACUGCGGCCAUCAGUUCGGCCAGUUCGCCGGGCAGCUGGGCGACGGGGCGGCCUGCUACCUCGGGGAGGUGAAGGUGCCCUCCGGCCAAGAUCCCGAACUGCUGCGGGAAAACCCGAGCGGCCGGUGGGAGAUUCAGGUGAAAGGAGCUGGACUGACCCCUUAUUCUAGGCAAGCUGAUGGCCGUAAGGUCCUGCGCUCCAGUAUAAGAGAGUUCCUGUGCAGCGAGGUGAUGUUCUUCCUGGGUGUUCCCACCACCAGAGCCGGCUCCGUAGUGACCUCUGACAGCAGGGUCAUAAGAGAUGUGUAUUAUAAUGGGCACCCUCGGCAUGAGAGGUGCUCUGUGGUCCUCCGUAUUGCUCCCACCUUCCUCAGGUUUGGAUCCUUUGAGAUCUUCAAGCAGGCCGACGAGCAUACGGGCCGUCAGGGUCCCAGCUAUGGACGUGACGAGAUCCGAGGUCAGAUGAUGGAUUAUGUCAUCGAGAUGUUUUACCCUGAGAUCCAGCAGAAUUACCCAGAUCGGGUGGAGAGGAACGUGGCUUUCUUCAGAGAGGUGAUGCUCCGUACGGCUCGACUCGUGGCUCAGUGGCAGUGUGUAGGUUUCUGCCAUGGGGUCCUGAACACAGACAACAUGAGCAUCCUGGGACUCACGCUGGACUAUGGUCCAUAUGGAUUUAUGGACAGGUUUGAUCCGGAUUUCACUUGCAACGCCUCCGACAACUCCAGCCGAUACUCCUACCAGGCCCAGCCAGCCAUCUGCAGGUGGAACCUGGUGAAGCUAGCAGAGGCUCUUGCUCCAGAGGUGCCACCAGACCGGGCUGAAGCUGUUAUGGACGAGUACCUGGAUCUGUAUAAUGGCUUCUACCUAGAGAACAUGAGGAAGAAGUUGGGCUUAUUGAAGAAGGACGAGCCUGAGGACGAGAUCCUGAUCACCGAGCUGCUGCAGACCAUGCACAACACAGGUGCUGACUUCACCAACACCUUCCGUAGCUUGAGUCAGAUUUCUUGUCCCACUGAGGGAGAAAGCGAGGGAAACGAGGACCUUGUCAAGAAAGCCGCAGACCUCCUGCUGGAGCAGUGUGCCACCUUAGAGGAGCUCAAGGCUGCCAACAAACCUACUAUGGAUCCACGUGAGCUGGCAAUGCUGCUCUCUAUGGCUCAGAGCAACCCAGCGCUGUUCCAGAUGAUCUCAGACAGGAUGACAAUUGCAAGGCAGUUAGACAGGCUCAGCAAACUGAAAGACCUGAUGGAGACUAGCCAGGAAGAGCUGAAAACUAAACAGGCUGAGGAGUGGACUGGCUGGAUCACACGCUAUAGGAAGCGUCUGGCUCGGGAGCUGGAAGGCCAGAAUGAUGUGCAGGCCGUGCAGGAGGAGAGGGUGAGGGUGAUGGACAGCACCAACCCUCGUGUGAUACUCAGAAACUACAUUGCCCAGAAUGCAAUUGAGGCGGCUGAGAAUGGAGACUUCUCUGAGGUCCAGCGGGUCCUCAAGGUUCUGCAGAAGCCUUUCUCUUCACAGCCAGGUCUGGAGCUUCCUGCAUGGGUGGGCGGAGGCGAGGCCAGCGAACAGGCAGAGAGGGACGAAGGAGAGGAGCAACAGCAAGAGGCGGCAUUUACAUCUACAGCCAGAAAUCCUGUUCCCUAUGACAGCAAGCCCCCAGCUUGGGCCCAUGAAAUCUGUGUCACAUGAUCUUCAUAAUAACUUCCUUGAUUGUUAGCUUUCCUGCCUAAAGUGAUAAGAGAGUUUAUUGGUCUUUUAGUUCAUGUUUUUCGUACCUUUUUAUGUCUCUCCACUCUUAUCCAGUCACUGUAAAACUCUCUAUUACUUUGGCAGGUAGUGUCAGGGAAGUUAGCAUGAGGCACUGCACCCCACAGGCUACCUGACACAAAGCGGACAGGGAGAGAGUUGAGUUUAGUGGUACAAAUACAAUGAAUUACAAAUAUGACGCCACUAUGUCUGGGGAAAAAAAAAGCUUUUACAAAAAUGAAAUGUGCCAGGAAAUGGCUUUGAAGUGAUUAUUUUAUUCCAUGGUUUGACAUUUCUGCUUCAAACAGGAUGUUAAAGUGUGCUUUAAUGUCAUAAGUGACUUAACUUGAGGAAUUUGAUAGAACAGGGGUUGGCUAGGUCACCCAUUAAAAAAAAAAAAAAAGAAGAAAAAUGCACUUUAUAAAAGAUAUCUGGCAUACAACAAAAGAUGGCUGUUCUUGUUCCCUGUCUGCUUGGUGUUGGCUGGCUAUUAAUGACGACUCCGACAACAAGUCCUAUAGUGACCUGUCUGACUCUGACAAACUGGGGUGUGUGUGUGUGUGUGUGUGAGAGAGUGUGUGUGAGAGAGUGUGUGUGUGAGAGUGAGAGUGAGAGAGUGUGUGUGUGUGAGAGAGUGAGAGUGAGAGAGUGUGUGUGAGAGUGAGAGUGAGAUGAGGGCAUGUAUUUGGGGGAAAGGGAGUGCUUGCACUUGAUCCAAUAAGCCGCAGUAGAAAAACACGCACAAUAUAUUCUCCUGUAAUAGAAAACAUUGCCUUUUGCCACUGUCAUAGCACCACUUUAUUGGCACAGAGCCACAAACAACCAUUUUGUGUUACCUAAUACUUUUAGAAAGCAUCCAAAUGAAAUUACAGUGGAUGUAGAGUCGAGCAAAGGAAAAGUGAGAUCUGCAUGUUGUAUUUGACUAUUUUAGUCAGGCUGUGAACAUGCAAACUCCUUAGGGGAAGUUUAUUGUAGAUUGUGCCCCAAAUGUCAUGGUAUCAAACAUAAUUUUGUAGAAAGGGAAAACAUAUUCACUGCCAUUCAUGAAUUUUUUGAACUGUUCAUAACUUGCUCUACUUAAACCAGGAUCAACCUGUUUGUUUAGCAAAUUAAUUCAGAUUUGUUGUCAAAAUUAACCCAUUAAAGCUGAACUUCCAAAUUUAAAAACAGACAGAAAUUGACAUGAAAUGAGAUUAUGUUUCAGAGUUGUAUUUUUCCUUAAUGAAUAUGAAAUAUAUGGUUGAGCUCUCCCUCAGUUAUAGCCUUAAUAUAUCCUAAUAAACUGAGCAGUCAACAGA